Closterium sp. Yama58-4 is the source of this 3420-nucleotide messenger RNA. Lineage: Eukaryota; Viridiplantae; Streptophyta; Zygnematophyceae; Desmidiales; Closteriaceae. The record is from the annotation of a GenBank genome assembly.
AUGAUGCGAACUCACUGGACGGCAUUCUCCCAUUCACCCUGGUCAACGCUACGUCCUAAUCAAGACGUCGGCGCGUUUCGCGCGCGGAACCGCCAUGGCGCGGCGCUGCUGUCGCUAGUCGCGGCGAUCGUCCUGGCGGUACUCGUUCGUCCGGUCGCGCCGUCUACCGACGCUCCGGCUUUGCAUGAGUGCGACUCAUCGGACCCGCUAUUCUCGCCGCUCGCGCGCUCCGCGGGGGACCACGCGCACCGCUACCACCGCCCGGCGCACCAGUGCUGGAGCAAGGCGGAGAUGCCGUGCUACGCGGGGACCCGCGGCAUGGCGCCUCGCUCCGAAACUCUCAAACGCAAACUGCGCGCAUACCACGAGUACCGGCGCGAGUGCGACACGAAGGAGAACAUCACGUCUUUAAAGACAAAGCUGCGUGCGGGAAACGCGACGGAAUGCAGAUACCUCCUCUGGCACUUCAAACCCGGCGACGGGCAGGGAAACCAGUUCAUCUCGCUGGUGUCCGCGUUUGUGUACGCGCUGUUAACGAACCGGGUGUUUCUGCUCUUAACGGGGAUGGGACCGUCGAAGCUGAUGUGCCAGCCGUUUGAGGGCGCGCCGUGGUUCGUGUACUCGGACGUGCCAAACGAGCGGUGGGAUGCGACCCUGGUGGGCAUGAAAAUUGCUUAUCAGUACUUCCCGGAUCGAGUGGCGGCUAUUCAGAACGGCACCAGUGACACCAUGGAUGUACCUAACAUCGCACUGGUGAGCCUACACCACACGGAGCAGAACACAAGCAUCUUCUUCUGCCCCUCAGAGCAGCAGUGGCUGGCCCGCGUGUCAUCAAUCCUGCUCCUCGCCAACCAGUUCUUCCUCCCCUCGCUCUUCCACCACCCGUCCUUCCGCCGCCACAUGCAAGACCUCUUCCCCUCGGGGAGAAUAUUCCAGACCGUCUCCCAGCUCAUCAUGUUCCCCAACAACCGCCUCUGGGCGGCCAUAACGGACAACAUCCACCGCCGGGCGGCGCCGGCCGCCGCCCGGGUGGGGCUGCAGCUGCGGCACUGCAACACAGAUAUUAUUUCGCAGGCAGCAGAGUGUGUGGUGCAGGUGGCCCAAGGGGAGGCUGUGGCGGAGGCGAGAAGAGAGAGGGAGAAACGGGAGGGGGAGAGGGAGGCGGGAGGGGAGCCUGGUGGGGUGGGGGCAGUGGAAGGCGUGGGGGGAGCGGGUGAGGGUGGUGCAGCAGUGGGAAGUGGGGCAGCAGCAGGUGGGACGGGUGAGGCGACGGCAUAUGGAAUGGGUGUGGCGUCAGAGGAAGGGACUGCUGCUGCCGUUGCAGUUGCUCUGGCUUUGGAAAAGGGGGGCGCACCUGCCGCUGCCACCGCUGCUGCGGCUGCUGCUGCUGGUGCUGCUGCUGCUCUGGAAGGCAGUGGCAGCACGAGUGAGAGUGGAGGCGGUGUGAGGAGGACGAGCAGCUCAACGGUUGUGCUCAUUGCUGCUCUCUAUGAGUAUGCUCCCUACAACCUCUCGCUGCUGCUCUUCCCCAAUGCUCCCUCCUCCCCACUCACUUACACCAAGGUUAUUGUCACAGACAGCAGUGGCAAUGACACUAGUGACAACAGCGCUCAGACCGACCCUCUUGCCACGGAUCCCAGCGCCACUGCUGCAAUCCCCACAAGCACAGAAACCACCACCACCAACGUCAACAGCAACAGCAGCGCGGCUACCCAGGAUCUCUCUCCAGUAAGCACAGUGAUCAGCAUCCCUGCCAGCAGCAGCGACAUCACGAACAGCAGCAUCAUCAGCAACGGUACCUUCUCCCUGGACCGGCUCACCACAGAGACAGCUCAAACAGGACUAGACACCGAGGUGCAGCACGCCAUUAUUGACAUCUACACCCUCGCCCUCGCCUCUGAUGCCAUCCUCAUCUUCCCCACCUCCACCUUCGGGUACCUUCUUUCAUCGCUCUUCGGCCGGCCGGCGUUUUUUGUCUCGCAGGGCUGCCAGCCGGCACCGUUAGAGCCGUGUUACCAGCACCCCCCGCAGCCGCACCAGUGCUCGGAUGGGCAGCAGGUGGGAGUGCCGCCGUUCAGUGAUCCGUUUGGGUUUCGCAUCGCGACGCGACCACUCCGUUCCUCCCUUGGUCUUAGCAGCACUCACAGCACGUCACACGCGGUCGUCUCGCACCACUCCCACACCUCCGAAUCACACCGCCCUUCCGCCAUGGCGGCAGCGCGCGGCGGCGGCGGCGAGCAGAUGGCGGGCGACGAGAGCCUGGUGUUCGAAACAAGCAAGGGCGUGCAGGUGCUCUCGUCCUUCGAGCAAAUGGGAAUUCGCGAGGAUCUGCUUCGCGGGAUCUAUGCGUUCGGCUUCGAGAAGCCGUCCGCGAUUCAGCAGCGCGCCAUCAAGCCGAUUAUUGCGGGCCGAGACGUCAUCGCGCAGGCGCAGUCCGGCACGGGCAAGACCAGCAUGAUCGGCCUCGCCGUUUGCCAAGUCGUCGAUACGAGCUCUAGAGAGACGCAGGCGCUAAUCCUUUCGCCAACGCGCGAGCUGGCGGUGCAGACGGAGAAGACGGUGCUGGCGGUGGGCGACUUCAUGAACGUGCAGGCCUACGCCUGCAUUGGCGGCCGCUCCAUCGGCGAGGACAUCCGCAAGCUUGAGUUCGGCGUGCAGGUGGUAUCGGGCACGCCAGGGCGAGUGUACGAUAUGAUCAAACGCCGCAGCCUGCGCACACGAGCCAUCAAACUCCUCAUUCUCGACGAGUCGGACGAGAUGCUCAACAUGGGCUUUAAAGACCAGAUCUACGACAUCUACCGCUACCUCCCGCCAGAGCUGCAGGUGGUGCUGGUGUCAGCCACACUGCCCCACGAAAUUCUCGAGAUGACCAACAAGUUCAUGACUGACCCCGUGCGCAUCCUCGUGAAGCGCGAUGAACUCACACUCGAGGGCAUCAAGCAAUUCUUUGUGGCGGUGGAGCGUGAGGAGUGGAAGUUUGACACGCUCUGCGACCUCUAUGACACGCUCACCAUCACCCAGGCGGUGAUCUUCUGCAACACGAAGCGCAAGGUGGACUGGCUGACGGAGAAGAUGCGAGCCAACAACUUCACCGUCUCCGCCAUGCACGGCGACAUGCCCCAGAAGGAGCGCGACGCCAUCAUGACUGAAUUCAGGGCCGGCACCACCCGCGUGCUCAUUACCACCGAUGUGUGGGCUAGAGGCAUUGAUGUUCAACAGGUGUCACUGGUGAUCAACUACGACCUGCCCAACAGUCGAGAGCUCUACAUCCAUCGCAUCGGUCGCUCCGGUCGCUUCGGCAGAAAGGGUGUGGCGAUCAACUUUGUGAGGAGCGAUGACAUCCGUAUUCUGCGCGACAUAGAGCAGUACUACAGCACACAGAUCGAUGAAAUGCCCAUGAACGUCGCCGACCUUAUCUGA